CUCAUUGGACACGCGGCGGAGCCAGCGGAGAGCCACCCAUUGCCGUGGCUGGGCGGGUCCUCUCCGCGGGGAGCAGCCUGUUCCCCAUGGGUGUCCCGGGUUGUGCCCCUCGGGUGUCCCAGGUUAUCCUCAUGGGUAUCCCAAGCUGUUCCCCUCGGGUGUCCCGGGCUGUUCCCCAUGGAUAUCCCAGGUUAUCCCCCUCGGGUAUCCCGACUGCUCUCCAUGGGUGUCCCAGGUUAUCCCCUCGGGUGUCCCGGGCUGUCCCCCAUGGGUAUCCCAGGUUAUCCCCAUGGCUGUCCCAGGCUGUUCCUCAUAGGUAUCCCGGGUUAUCCCCUCGGAUAUCCCGGGCUAUCCCCCUCGGCUGUCCCAGGUUAUCCCUAUGGGUAUCCCGGGCUGUUCCCCAUGGGUAUCCCAGGUUAUUCCCUCGGGUGUCCCGGGCUGUUCCCCAUGGGUAUCCCGGGUUAUCCCCCUCGGCUGUCCCGGGUUAUACGCUCGGUUGUCCCGUGCUAUCCGCUCGGAUAUCCCAGGUUAUCCCCUCGGGUAUCCCCGGUGCCGCCGCCCGCAGCGCCGUUCUCGCGGAGGGGGCGGGCGCUCGGCGGUGACGGGUGUGCAGUGCAGCCAAUGGCGAGCGAGGCCGCAGCGGCGCGGGGCCAAUGGGAGCCGCCUGCCGCCCUUGAAGGGGCGCGCCGCGGAGCGCGGCCGCACUGCCGCCCGCCGCCGCCGGGAGACGCGGCUGGCCCGGGGCAGCCGCACGCUCCCAUGGAAAAAUCCAAAAAUUUCCGCAUCGACGCGCUGCUGGCUGUCGACCCCCCCAAGGCGGCGGCGGGGCAGAGCGCGCCGCUGGCCCUGGUCACCUCUCUGGGCGGCAGCGGUAGUAGCAGCAGCGGGAGCGGCAGCCCUCCGUCCUCGUCCUCCUCUUCCUCGUCCUCUUCAUCCUCCUCCGAGCACCCCUCCGGCGGCCCCGCCGACUGCCUGCGCACCGACAGCCCCUCUCCGCCGCGCCUCCUGGCCGCGCACUGCGCCCUGGUCCCCAAGCCCGGCUUCCUGCCCGGGGCGGGCUCGGGCUCGCACCCGCACCACCACGCCUCGGCGGCCGGCAUGGCCCUGGGACUGCACCCCGCGGCGCCGGGCGGGCCGGGCAUGCCGGCACAGGCGGCCCUCUACGGGCACCCGGUGUACGGCUACUCGGCGCUGGGCGGGCAGCACCCGGCGCUCUCGUACCCCUACUCGCAGGUGCAGGGAGCGCACCCCUCCCACCCCGCCGCCGACCCCAUCAAGCUCAGCGCCGGCACCUUCCAGCUGGACCAGUGGCUGCGGGCCUCCACCGCGGGCAUGAUCCUGCCCAAGAUGCCCGACUUCAACUCCCAGGCGCAGUCCAACCUCCUGGGGAAGUGCCGCCGGCCCCGCACGGCCUUCACCAGCCAGCAGCUGCUGGAGCUGGAGCACCAGUUCAAGCUCAACAAGUACCUCUCCCGGCCCAAGCGCUUCGAGGUGGCCACGUCGCUCAUGCUGACCGAGACGCAGGUGAAGAUCUGGUUCCAGAACCGGCGCAUGAAGUGGAAGCGCAGCAAGAAGGCGAAGGAGCAGGCGGCGCAGGAGGCCGAGAAGCCCAAGGCGGGCGGCGGCGAGGACAAGGGCGAUGAGGAGCUGCUGCUGCCCGCCCCCGAGAAGAGCGCCGGCAGGCGGAUGCGGGAGCUGCCCGACAGCGAACCUGAGGACGAGGAAGACGACGAGGAGGAAGAGGAGGCGGCGGCGGCCGGGAGAUGCUGCCCGUACCACUCCUCCGACUGUUCCGAGGCGGACGAGGAGGACACACAGCCCCGGGGCCGGCACGGAGCCCCGGCGCAGCCCCAGUGAGCCCCGCGGGUCCGGCUCCUCCGGCCGAGCCGCCGCUCCCGGUUGGCACCGGUCCCGCUCCCCCCUUGUUCCGAUUUCUCCCUGCUUGGAGAGGGAUGGAGAAGAGGAUCCUCGGCAUGCCGGGCGGGGAAGAGGAUUUAUCGUGAAUACAGUGUUAUUAUUGACUGAAAACCAGACAAAACUUGAGCUCCUUCACCCCCCACCCCUGCCCCCUGGAAGCGUGUUCCUUUCGCUGAGUAUUGGAAAUGUUUUGUUCUUAUUAUAUAUCGGGAAAUCUGUUUAUGUCAUGAACGUUAAAACUGCUGGAAAUCUCAAUACUGUCUUUAUUUUUGUAUAUCAUAUUUAUAAAAAAAAAAUGCCUCUACUUAUGCAUGCUAAAUUAUUCCCCAGGUCCUCCCACCCGUGCGACGGUGGGGAGAAAAUAAACGGCGUUUUUUAC
Molecule: messenger RNA, 2296 nt
Organism: Zonotrichia leucophrys gambelii
Lineage: Eukaryota; Metazoa; Chordata; Aves; Passeriformes; Passerellidae
Gene: MNX1
Product: motor neuron and pancreas homeobox 1
Exons: 3
Coding region: 178-1857 (559 amino acids)
Biological process (GO): endocrine pancreas development; central nervous system development; spinal cord motor neuron cell fate specification
Cellular component (GO): nucleus
Molecular function (GO): DNA-binding transcription factor activity, RNA polymerase II-specific; sequence-specific double-stranded DNA binding
Source: RefSeq, a predicted model, not a curated record